GUAAUCGUCGAUUAGCAGAACGAUCUACGCACGGCCCUGCGGAUAUGUUCUAACAUCCAACAUGGCUACCUGAUAUGUAGCAGACGAUAUAGGUGCCAUGAAAAAUUGUAAAUAAAAUUCAUUUUUAGCUUUAAUUAUGAGUGGACGUGUACAAAAGGAAUGUGAUGAUGAUUCUGAUCGUGUUGACGAUGCGGUGGAUCCUAGAGUACAGAUUGAACUUGAAAGAUUGAACACAGCUACUGAUGACAUCAAUAAACUUGAAGUCGAUUUGGAUGAAGCAAGGGCCACAUUCAGGGAGUUAUUGUGUGAAUCUACUAUUAAAAUUGAUUCUCUGGCUAAGAAACUUGGAGCCUGUAUUGAAAAAUCUAGACCUUAUUAUGAUGCUAGAUUUAAAGCAAAAGAAGCGUUACAAGAGACACAAAAGGCUGCAAUUAGAUUUGAAAGAGCCAAUAGUCAACAUGCAGCUGCCAAAGAGAUGGUAUAUUUAGCCGAAGAGGGAUUAAGAACAGAAGGGAGAUGUUUUGAUCAUGCGUGGCAGGAAAUGUUAAAUCAUGCAACAGCUAGAGUUAAUGAGUCAGAACAUGAACGAGCUCUUUCUGAGGCAGAACAUAGGCAUACGACUGCGUUGUACCAUAAAGCAGAACAUGAAGUCCAAAGAUUACAACGAGAAUUGAAACGUGCUAUUGCCAAGUCAAGUAUGGGUGCACGUCGCAGCUUGCUUCUGAUAAACAGUAUCGCCUACAGGCACAACUUGCUCAUGUUGCCUUAUUAUGAAAUGAAAGCACAUUUCAAUCAAAUGUUGGAAGAACAAAAGAUGAAAGUUAGUGUAUUGGAGAGGUCAGUUGGUGAUGCUAAAAUGACAUAUGCAGAAGCUUUGAGAAAUUUGGAACGUAUUAGCGAUGAGAUACAUAGAACAAGACAAUGUGAUACUGCAGAUGAUUAUGGAAAACAUAUAAGAGAUGGUACAGAUCCUUCUUCUAUACAGACAAAUACAGCUACUCCAACUGACUCAAGUGUAACCGGUUCACCAGAUAGUACAGAUUAUACUAGUGAUGAAUAUUUACGUCUCCCUGACAGAAUGAGUCCAAGUACUCCUUGUCUUGUGCCUACCAAAAUUGAGAGGAAUCCAUCUUCUGAAUAUUUGGGCCUAAAUAAUAUGAAUCUUUCAACUACAGAACCUCGAAAAUAUAUAAAGCGAGACCGUCCGCGAAGCAUCGCCACAACUGACACGAAACAUAUCGUACAAUUAAAUCAUACAAGUUCUUCUACAUCUCGUCUAUCUGAUCUUUCUAGCAUUAUAUCUCCUAUUGAAAAGAAGGUUAAGAUUCAAUCACCUGUGCGCGAUGAGAAAAAUAAUUCUGUAACACAGAAUGGCGAAGAAUGGACAGAAAUUAGUUUAAACAAUUCUCCGGAUGAAAUUUAUUACAACAACGACAUCUAUUCCGAUGAAGAAGAUCAAAUUCCUUAUAAACCUUUACCAAUGGAUUUGAGCCCUGAAAAUAUCAAGCUUCCAAUUCUUUCAGUGAAUAUUCAAGCAUUACAUAAUGAUCAAAAUAAUCGGAAACGAUUAGUUUCACAGAAAUCAUUACCUUUGAUGACGCGAACGAAUGAAGUUAGUUUAAGUGAAGAAAAGAGGGCAGAAGUCACACGAAGUCCAUCAAUAAGAAGUAAGGGUAAACUGGAUAGUAGUUUGUCUAAUUGGAUUACUCGAAGUUCUGCUGCCAAUGAAAUGAGUGAUGGUAGUUCUGCUAAUUCAAGCAGAAGGCAAUCUUUGGAUAUGUUAUGGGGUGGAGGAACAGGAGAACGAGUCAAAGAAUUGUUAAAUCAUGGAAUGAUGAUGCUAAACAUAUCUGGUCUAACAGAACGGCGUUCUAGUGAACCAAAAACAAGUGAAAGAGAUAAGGAAAAAUUUGAAAAAUCAGAAUCGAAAGGAAAGAAGGUUCCAAGUCCUCUAGAAAAAACUAUGACUUAUCUCAAUGCAGAUGAAGAAACUUCAGACAGUGAAAGUUUAGCCAGUGUGGAGAUGUUAACAGAAGAUCAAAUAUCAUCUCUUAUGAUGGAACCUGAUAUGAAUCAAGUUUGUCAAGAGAUUCUAGGUACACCAUUAGUAGAAGUCUGUCCUUUAUUACAACAGCUUCAGCAACAACAGUAACUUUCUUUUCCUUAUUAAUAUUGACCUCAUUUUAGCAAAAAAGAAAAGUGUUCAAAAUUUGAAUAACGUUAUAUAAUAUCAAAGCAGUAUUUUUUGUUAAAAAUUCAUUUGUACACGUGAAUCCACUAUUUUGAUUCUUUUUUUAUUAAGUUAUGACUAGUUAAAAUAUGGUGCAUAUAGAAUAUUAUUUUGUAAAUACUAUUUCAUAUAUAAUGAAUGUCUGUAAGGUAGAAUGUGAAAUUGCAUUGUCUUUUAAAAUAUUUAUAUAUGCACUUUUGAACUUGCUUUUUUCUUGUUAGUGCCAGUAAUUACUAUUUUUAAAUCUGUGUGUACUUUAAUACAUUAUCAUAAUUCUAAAAAGCCUAAAAGAUUUUAUGCAAGUAUAUAUAUAUAUAAAUAUACAUAUAUAUAUAUAUAUAUAUAUUAAUUGAAGUACAUUGAUCAGAGAAUCAUUAAGAAUCAUUCCAUUAAUCUUCUAUUCAUUCAAUGUAUAAUAAACCAUAGGAAAAAAGUUCGUUAAAGCAAGCAAUAUAUAGUAAAUAUUAAUAUUAAAUAAAUAUCUAAUUAAUUACAUAAAUUGCUCUUGUUAAUCGUACGCAGUUCUUGUAUUUGCAGUGCUCUUCUAUAUUUUUGGCUUAAAUUAGUAAUAACUGCUGUACGAUGCAAAUAUAGAGCUAUUACAAAAUAUAUAUUAAACUUUAAUAAUCAACAAAGUAGGAAACUUUGUAACUAUAAUUUAACCUUAAACAAAUUACAUUAGAAUAGAAUUUUUAUGCCUCUUUUUCCAUAGCACAAAAAUGACGAAGAAAACUAUCAUAAGUAUUAAAUUCAAAUUUUAUGAAAAUCUCUCUUAUUCAUCACCAGUGAAGUGCUUGGAAAAAGUAUUUAUAUUUUAUCAUUAAAAGAUAUAUAGAACAGAUCUCUAUUAAUCAUAAUUCAUUAAAGUAAUUGACAUUAGUCAAUGAUGUUAUAUAGUCUCCCUAAAACAAUUUCUUACAUACAUAUGUAUGUGAAGAGUUGCAUAUAUAUAUAUAUAUAUAUAUAUGCAAAAUAUAAAUAUGCAAUAUACAUAUAAUUAUUUACAAUUAUAUGUAAGAAAGACUUGUAUUUAUUAAGAUUUUUAGUUUUGAGGUGUAGUAUACGCCUAUAAAGUUAGUGACACCAAUUUGGAAAUAACCUGUAUACUCAGGUAGAAUGAAGUGAUAAAAAUAGUCAGAAUUUUAAAAAUUCUAACAAGCACAUUUAUUUAAAUAUAGAGGUACAAUGCAGAACAUUUAUCAAAAAAUAUCUUUAGUUUUACAUAUUAUGGCUUAUAUAAUCUUAAAAGUUAUUAUAAGAAAUGAUCCAGUCAUACAAAAUUGUAUUGAUUAGUCCAAGAGAAUAUAGUAAAAUGACAUUACUUAAAAUAUAUAUCUUAACAACAGAUUUUACCAGUUUUAUCGCAGCGGGAUGUGAUAUAGUUAUUAGCAUUUUUAAAUAUGAAGAUGGAACAUAUAUGGAUUGUAAUAAAUACUGCAAAAAUGUGCAUGCAAUAUGCUAUUUAUAAAGAGUAAUAUAUAUGUAUUGUAUACAUAAUGUAUAUGUAUGUAUGUGCGAGUGUAGAUAAAGAAAUGCAACACACAACAUACAUAUAACAUACUAACAAAUGUUAUUUAUUAUUGAUAUAUAAUUACUGAAAAACACAAUUAGUUAAAAUUUUAAACACAGACGAAAAGCAGUUUUUAUAAGAGAGGCAAUUACAUUUUUAUAAGAAGUAUCAUGAGAAUUACUACACAUUUUCUUAUCAUAUUUUUUUUUUAUAAACUAGUUAAAUUGAUAUAAAAUUAUGAAAUACUAUAUUUUUUCUGCUAUUAUAUUCUAAAUUUGGAAAUUUUUUAAGCAGAAAAUGUUAUAUAAAUGUGUCUUAUUAAAGUUAGCUCUUUAAACUUAUAAUUUUUAUUUUGUCAAAACGAGACUUAUAGAAAAAAUACACGAUAAAUUAUUCUUUUUUCUUAAAAUUUUAUUUGGCAAUAUUAUACAGACCGUAAUAAUUUCUGUGAAAUCAUUAUCUAAGAGGGAGGUACUUUGCACGAUUCUUCCAUCAUAAAAGUUAAAUGUAAAAACCUUUUGACUCUACUUAGGCAAAUUAAUUAAUAAUCAUGUUGUUGUUCUCAAUGUAAAUUAUGAAUCAUAGACUUCAACAAGUAUUUUCUUCACUAAUAUGCUAUAGCAUUACGGAUUAUCGCAAGAGCAUAAUUAUUAAUAAUAAUUGUAAAUAUAUAAUAAUGUAUAUGUAAAUGUAACUAUGUAUAUACAAACAUAUUCAUUAAAUCAUCGCAAAUGUAAA
Molecule: messenger RNA, 4478 nt
Organism: Vespa mandarinia (Asian giant hornet)
Lineage: Eukaryota; Metazoa; Arthropoda; Insecta; Hymenoptera; Vespidae
Biological process (GO): intracellular signal transduction
Cellular component (GO): cytoplasm
Molecular function (GO): protein kinase inhibitor activity
Source: RefSeq, a predicted model, not a curated record